This is a messenger RNA of Solanum dulcamara, 573 nucleotides long. RefSeq names its product ethylene-responsive transcription factor ERF095-like. Lineage: Eukaryota; Viridiplantae; Streptophyta; Magnoliopsida; Solanales; Solanaceae. The record is from RefSeq and is a predicted model, not a curated record. The transcript has a single exon. Gene Ontology annotation, biological process: regulation of DNA-templated transcription. Gene Ontology annotation, molecular function: DNA binding; DNA-binding transcription factor activity. The coding region runs from base 1 to 573 and encodes 190 amino acids.
AUGACACCAAGGAAAAUUAGCAACACAGCAAUUCCCUCAAUGGAGAUGCGAUAUAAGGGUGUGAGGAAGCUUCCAUGUGGGGGCUAUGCAGCUGAGAUGAAAGAUUCCAGCCAGAGAAGAUUUGUCUGGCUGGGAACCUUUGAUACCGCUGAAGAAGCUGCUAGGGCUUAUGAUACGGCAGCCAGGCGGUAUCUCGACCCCAGAACCAUAAUUAAUUUUCCUCCGUUAACUGAUAAGGAUGGCCUCGAAAGAACCAGAAAUUAUCUCCACAAGCUUAAUCGUAAGGAUGUCAUUAUGAAUUAUUCUAACAACGCUAUCGGAUCGUCUUCUAGAUCAGGCGGAGGUGCAGUGAGGUUUCCGAUGCCAAAUCAUGAUUUUCGUCGUUUCACAACUAUCACCGGAGCUUCUGUUGUGAUGUCGAUGGUGCGAGAUAACAACUUAUUAGAGGCUUUGAUGAAAGAAGGAGUGAUACUUCCGGACCCGGAGAUCAUGGGGGUCGGCGGCGCUAACGAUGGCAACAAUACUCAGCCUCUCAAUCUUGAACUCACCCUUGCACCGCCAGGGAGCAUGUAA